Messenger RNA from Passer montanus (Eurasian tree sparrow), 9711 nucleotides. It is a transcript of the gene RP1, whose product is annotated as RP1 axonemal microtubule associated. The record is from RefSeq and is a predicted model, not a curated record. Lineage: Eukaryota; Metazoa; Chordata; Aves; Passeriformes; Passeridae. Gene Ontology annotation, biological process: intracellular signal transduction. Gene Ontology annotation, molecular function: protein binding. The transcript is spliced from 59 exons. The coding region runs from base 105 to 8603 and encodes 2832 amino acids.
UGAACACUCUCUAUCUGACUUUGGUUUUUCUCUCACCUGUUAUAACACUUCAAGGAUUGUGGUUGCUAGCAACUUGCUUUCCAGAGCACCAGAUUGCUGUCAAAAUGAGCGAAACACCUUCGAGCAGUUACUCGGCGAAUCACCCAAACUCCUCUGAGAGUGAGCAGAGUUUAUCCACGCGCCAUUUCAAUGUUACUGAACCUGUUGUGGCAAAACGGAUUUGUUUCUAUAAAAGUGGAGAUCCCCAGUUUAAUGGGAUCAAAAUGGUUGUUAAUAGCAGGUCUUACAAGACCUUUGAUGCCUUGCUGGAUAGUUUAUCCAAACGGGUCCCGCUACCUUUUGGAGUAAGGAAUAUUAGUACACCAAGAGGAAGACACAGUAUCACCAAUUUGGAGGAUCUGGAAGAUGGAAAAUCCUAUAUUUGCUCCCAUCAGAGGAAAAUGAAGCCCAUCAACCUGGAACAGGCCAGCAAAAAGCCACUGCCCUGGCAGAUCAGCAGGCCUGUCAGCGCUCGUCGUCGAGCUGUGCAAUUAGCAAGGCAGAAUGAAGAUGGGUCUGGCCAUCGAGAAACCAGAAUAACAACUCCCAAAAAGAUGCUUGUCUUCAAAAAUGGGGAUGUAAGGCUUAGGCGCACCAUAGUUUUGGGAAAGAAAAAUACACAAACAUUUGAGGCCUUUCUGGAUUAUAUGAGCGAGUUAAUGCAAUAUCCAGUUGCAAAGCUCUACACCACUGAUGGCAGAAAGGUUCCUAAUCUUCAAGCCCUGAUAUUGUGCUCUGGAGCUGUAGUCGCAGCGGGGAGAGAGCCUUUUAAACCAAGCAAUUAUGAAUCUCUUGGGUAUUUGCGACCUGCUAAAUUGCUUGGAAUUGGAAAUCGUGUGUACCCAAAAGCAAAUGCCAAGUCAGAAAGUGAAAAGAAGAGGAAAUGGAAUGUGUCAGUCCUCACCAGUGAUGUGCCGUCUGCAGGAACAAGCUCAAAGGUUUACAUUGCAUUGUACGGGGAUCGUGGCAGUUCAGGUCCAAUUUUUCUUGAUGGAGAGAAGGGAAAAUUAUUUCAGAGAGGCAAUGAAGACAUCUUCACAGUCAAUACUAGGAACAUAGGACAUCUCUACAAAAUACGUAUAGGACAUACAAGUACAGGAAACUCCCCUGCCUGGCACUGCAAAGAGGUGCAGUUGCUGAACCUUUUCUCAGGGGAGCAGUUCUCUUUCCCUGCACAUCGAUGGCUGGCCAAGGAUCAGGCUGAUGGGGAAAUAUCUGUGGAGCUUCCUGUUUUCCAGCAGGGUCAGCCUAUUCUUCCAGUUACUGUCUACAAAGUGCACGUGACAACAGGAGACCUGUGGAACGCUGGAACUGAGGCUGAUGUCUAUAUUUCUGUCUAUGGAGAAAGAGGUGAUACAGGAUCAAGACAGCUGCUCAGGUCACAAAAACCCAAGAAAUUUUUAAAAGGACAAACUGACAUCUUUUCUGUUGAAGCUGUGCACCUUGGAUGUUUGUACAAGAUUGUUAUAGGACACAAUGGGCUUGGAUCAGGCAAUGGAUGGUUUCUGGACAAAGUUAUAAUCAAGGAUCCUAUAACAGAUCUGGAUUAUACUUUUCUUUGUCACAGGUGGCUGGACCAGGGACAGGAUGAUGGAAAUAUUGCUAGAGAACUGCCUGUGACACACGCCAGCAUGCUUCCAGGAAGACAAGAGCUGGAACUCAAGAGAGAAAAAACUUGGACUGCAGAAAAGUGGAAAUUUCGGAAAGGCGUUACACUUCAAUUUUACAACAGAGUCACCCGUGGUUUCAUUUGCCUCUACCCAGAUAGCAGAGUUGAUGCUCUUGGUGACAAGAAAAACAAAUAUGGUCUUUUUGAUGUAAAUGUCAAAAGGAGAAAUAUAUAUAUAUUCAGCAGUCAUCAAAUGCCAUCUCUUGCUCUUGCCCUUGUCAGCGGCCGUGUAACUGGAAAGAGCAAAGACAAGGCCUGCUGUGAGCUCCGUGUCCACCUUCAACCAAACUCUUGUGCCAUUCUUGAGUCAGCCAGUUACCCAGGUCACACUGUGGCUUUCAAUCUCCAAGGCAAAGUAGCUGAUGAAGCAGCAGGAUAUUCUGGGAUUUCCAAAGAAUUUGUCGUGCAUGUCAAGGGUGUGUUUCAUCAUGGUGCCAUCAUUCUGCUCAACACAAGUUUCUGCCAGGCUCUGUCCCUUAGACCUGAUGGGAGCUGCAGUGGAGCAGGUCAGCAGCAGCAGGAAUCCUACUGGAAGGUGCAUAAAAUCAGCUCUGGGCACUGCAUGUUUGAAAGUGUGAAAAAACCAAGAAUGUAUCUGAAGAUCAAAGAUGACCAGUGUGAUGGAACAGGCACAGGUGAUGAAUACUGCCAUUUUAAAAUUGAGAAGAAUUUGGAAACUGGAUCUGUGAGCCUGGAAUCAGUGCAAAAUAAAGGGAUAUACAUUGGUCUUCUGCCAGAUGGCCAAACGAAGCCAGUUGUUAACACUGGAGAGAGAAAUAUCUUUUUCUACCCACAGGUCAUCAAAUUUGGCCGGGAAAAGCCUAUGGGAACAUCUGCAGCACCCAAACAAGAGAGGAAAGAAUUCAGAGGAUCUCAAAUCCAACCCACAAAAGCCCAGGAGCCAGAACCUCAAAGACCUUCAACUCCCCCACCCUCAAAGGAAAUGAGAAAUCCCCAAGGUGGUGAGAGUCCCCUUCCUUCGGAUGAUGAAUGGAAAGUGUCAAUACUGACAGGAAAUGCAGGAACUGAAGCAAGUGUUGCUCUUUGGAUAUAUGGAGACAGAGGAUUAACCGGUCCAGUAACUCUUGGCAAGGACAACAGGAAGCAGCUGUUUUUUCCCAGGCAGGAAGAUGAAUUUCAGGUUAAAAUAAACAACAUUGGGAAUAUCUACAAGAUAAGAAUUGAACUUGAUGGAUUACCAAAUGAACAACCUGAGUGGAACUUACAGAGGGUGAUACUGCAACACCUAAGGAGCAAGAAAACAUUGAAUUUUCCAGAAAACACAUGGUUAUCAAAGAAUCGUGAUGACAGAGAAUUUCUGUGUGAACUUCCAGUAGUGGAAGCUGGAAAACCUAUCUAUCCAAUUGCUUUAUACCGUGUUUAUGUCCACACUGGUGACUUGGAGCAAGCUGACACAGACUGUGCAGUUUAUUUGUGCAUCUAUGGAAAAAGAGGAGAUUCUGGUCUAAGACUUCUGCAUAAAAGUGGUACACCAGUGCCAUUUCAGAGAGGAAUGGUCAGUGUGUUUGAAGUGGAAGCUGUGUCCCUUGGGAUUCUGCAGAAGGUGCUGUUGCGCUGUGAGGCCAGCACCAAGUCCCAGCACUGGUACUGUGACAAAGUCAUUGUCAGAGAAGCCGAGAGCAACUCAGAAUAUGUUUUCAAUUGUGAAAGGUGGUUUCCAUUUAUGUCUCAAGGUAUAAUCCAUUCAGAAAUUGAGCUGUACCCUCAAGAGCUUGAAAAAAAUCAGCAGCUGAAAAUGCAAGAUGCAAAUGAAGGAGACUGGAAGAUAACUGUAGUCACUGGGGAUUUUGAAACAGCUGGCACAACAGCAACAGUAUUCCUUUAUGCUUAUGGAGAAAACAAAGCUUCUGGCCCUAUUAUUUUGGGAUCUGGGAAACAGCAGCUGUUUAAUCCCAAGAGUGAAGAUACAUUUAAGAUUAAUCUCAGAGAUCUUGGACAACUAUAUAAAAUCCGCAUUGGCCAUGACAACACUGGAAAUGAUCCCAGCUGGUACCUGGAGGAAGUCAGACUUGAAAGAGUAGUCCCUGUUUCUGCUGAAGAGAUUUGUCUCCCCAUAGAGAGCUGGCUUUCUGAAGACAAGGAUGAAGGUGAUACAUGGAGAGAAGUGGCCAUAAGAAACCCUGCAGAGGAGCUUUUACCAUUGUUGGUGUAUGAGGUCCACGUAUACACAGGUGCUAAACUUGGUGCUGAAACAGAUUCCAAUGUUUAUAUAAACAUCGUUGGGACAAGAGGAGAUGCUGGCAAAAGGAAGCUCCACAGAUCUAAGAAUAAUAAUGUUAAGUUUCGACAGGGACAGAUGGAUAUUUUCUGCAUAAAGGCUGUCUCACUGGGAGACUUGGAGAAAGUUCUGAUUAGCCAUGAUGGAGCUGGUCCAGGCAGUGGAUGGUUCCUGGAUAAGAUUGUCAUCAAACAUAAAGAAGGAGAGGAAGCUCACGAGGUUGUAUUUCCUUGUAAUAGAUGGUUAGAUGAAUAUCAAGAUGAUGGGAAGACAGAGAGGGAGCUAACUGCCAAUAAGCUUGGCAGUUCAAUGAAGACAUUUCUUAAAGCACAACGGUGGAGAGUGCAGGUUAAAACAGAUGGAGAUUCCCCAGAGCCACAGGAGUGUAAAAGGACCCUUGUGAUUUAUGGCUCAAAUGGCAAAAGUGAUGAGCUUCUGCUUUCUCCACAAACCCCAGGACAUGUGUGCUUUCUUCCCAGAGCAACUGAUGAAUUCAUUGUUGAGACUGCAGAUCUGGGAGAUGUGUACAAGAUUCGAGUCAGCUGUGAUGAUGUGCCAGGCUUUAAGGGCUGGCAUCUGAAGUCCUUUCACUUACAAGAGCUGCAUAUGAAACAAGAUCUGAACUUUGAGUGCAACUGCUGGCUCACUCUGAAGAGGGGAGAUAAGGAGCUGGUAAAAGAAUUCCCUGCAGUCACUGAGGACCAGAAAACUUUACCAGUCUAUAAGUAUGUUGUUUCUGUACAUAUUGGUGACCGCUGGGGAGCAGGGACUUUUGCAAAUGUUUAUAUCACUCUCUAUGGCAAAAGAGGGGACACAGGUGUGAGGAAACUUCAUACAUCUCUAAUGAAGGGAAGAAAAUUUCAAAGAAAUAAGGUGGAUUCAUUUUUGGUGGAAGCUGUUUGUCUGAGUCAUUUGCAAAAAGUGGUCAUAGGUCAUGAUGGAGAAGGCUACGGGGCGGGGAUGUACCUCAAGAUGGUAACAGUCAGGGAAUCACAAGAUUCAGACAAAGAAUGGGUCUUUCCACUGUGGAAUUGGCUCGAUACUCAUCUGGGUUUAUGUGAGACUGUUUGUGAGAUUGUAACAGUUGGUAGAAGGUCGACUCUUAGUCCUAAACUGCCUGAAAUCAACAUGAAGUCAUCAGGUUCCUGGCUAAUGGAUAUCACUGGAUCUGACUUGAGUGCUGAAGAGGAUCCAAUAUGCCUUUCUUUUAUCUUCUACGGCAACCUGAGUCACAAAAAGUUGCCACUUCAAGUCACAGGAAAAGCAAUUCAGAUCAAAGAUGAACUGGCAGGUAUUGGCUCAAUAUACAAAGUUCAGGUAACUGGCCCACACAGUGAGCUAAAACAGCCAUGGCACUUAGAUUUACUUCAUCUGAAGCACACAGGCACAAAGGAAGAGAUGUAUUUAGCUUUUGACUGCUGGUUCAACCCUAAGGAAGACAAAUGUGUGGAGCUGCCAGCUCUCUAUGCAGAUCAGGAGCCUUUGCCUGUUGUGGAGUAUGAAAUCCAUUUGCACACGGGACACUUGAAGAAGGCAGAUGCCACUGGAGAGGUUUAUCUUCGUAUACAAGGAGAAAAAAGUGACUCAGGGAAGCGAUGGCUUAACUCGAAAAACAGCCUGAUCACUUUUGCUAGAGGGCAGGUGGAUAUUUUCAAAAUCAAAUCUGUAUACCUCGGCAAGUUGAAUCAAGUUUGUGUUGGAUUUAAAAGUCUAAGAAAAGAUGGGUGGUUUUUGGAAAAAAUUCUUAUAAAAGAAGUCUUCUACCCUUUUUCUACGCAUGUUUUUUUUUACGAUGGAUGGAUCGAUAAACUCUCCAAGGAAGAUUUUGUAGAAGUCGCAAUUCCGCUCAAAGAAACAUCUGUGGCAUCUCUUCCCAUGGAAAAUUUAGAUACAAAAAGUAGAGGAAGAUGGCAAACAUGGGUGCACUGCACACAAGUACCAGAAGACAUUCCUAACAUUCAAGUUGUUGCAUUUGGAAGAAAAGGGAAAUCCCCUGCACAGAAAGUUCAAAAUCUAAGUGAUAUUCCCUUUUUGUUGACCACUGGUGAUAUUGGAGAUAUAACAAAAAUCUCCUUUGUGUUAUGUGGUCCAUCCUUGAGAAGAGGAAUUAAACUUCACAAGCUUCAGCUCAAAGACCUGGACACUAAACAAGAGUUGGGCUUUCACAGUGAAGCCUCAUGUCUGUUUGGAGAAGAUGGAUCUGAGACCGUGACAGAGCUUGCUGCGGUCAGGCCAGACCAGCCACCUCUCAGGGAAGUCCUUUACUUCAUCAGUGUCCAUACAGGAGCACUGCCUGCAUCAGGAACUGAUGCAGAUGUGUUUAUCACAGUAUUUGGAGAGUGGGGAGAUUCCUGCAAAAGGAGACUAGGGUACUCACAGUUUGAAAGAGGGCAGGUUUGUAUCUCUGAAAUGAGAGCAGUAGACCUUGGACAGUUAAGCAAAGUGCUUGUUGAGCACCAUAAUGUGGGUUAUGGAGCUGGAUGGUACCUUGACCAAAUUGUCAUCCAUGAAUCAGGCAAGACUGAAGAACAAUAUGUAUUUCUUUGCCAGCAAUGGUUAGACAGUGGAGUUGGUGAUGCACAGAUGGAACGAACACUGAAACUUCUUGGAAAAGUCAGGAAUGGAGUGUUGACAGGAAAGAUUUAUGGGACUUGGGAUAUCCACGUCACAACUAGUGAUAUUUCUUCUAGUUCCAUGAACCCUAAAAUGUCUCUAACUGUAUGUGGUGAAAAAGGAACUUGUGCUUCAGUCACGUUACCCAAAGGAUCCCUUAACAAAGAGCAGAUUUACGAGACUUCUAUUGAACUAAGUAAGAAAUUUAAUACUAUAUUCAAAGUUCGACUAGAAAUUGAAGAAUCUGGAGAAGGAGAGAGUUGGCAUUGCCGUGAGGUAAAGCUUCAACACAGAGAAACUAAAAAUGUUCUAGAAUUCCCAUUUUGUCAUAAGUUUGCCGAUGAAGAAGGAGGAAGAGUGACUGAGCUUCCAGUUCUCAUAGCUGGGUCUCCUUUUCCAGCAGUGAAAAUCUAUGUUCUCUACAUCACCACGGGAGCUAUCCCUGGGUCAGGAACAGAUGCAGAUGUGUAUGUCAUGCUGCAAGGCUCCUUGGGAGAUACUGGCAGAAGAAAGUUAAUUAGAAAAGGAGACAAAAAUUUUACUAAAGAAAAGAUGGAUAUUUUUCACGUGGAGGCAGUGGAUAUUGGUAUUCUGCAAAGGAUGAUUGUUGAAAAAGGGAGAGGCUCUGACUGGCUUCUGGAGAAGAUUAUUGUGAAAGAGUCAGCAUCUUCAGGGACAGAAACACUGUUUAUGGCUCAAACAUGGCUUAAAGACAGACGUGAUGGAAAAAGAUCUGCCUCAGUAACUCUGGAUGCCACAGAAGUUCAGGAGAGGAAGAGUACAUCUGCUGGGCCUUUAGGAAGAGAGCAAAUGAAUUCAGAAGGCAGAUGGAGGAUUUAUUUCACAAAGCAUCAAGAAGAAACAAAAUCAGAAUUUGAAAAGUUGUCAGAAAAUAUAUCCAAGAUGGUUAUGGUUUUUUAUGGAAGCAACGGCAAGUCAAAUCCAGUUUCCAUGGAAAACAAAGUGGAACAUCAGACUGAGAACCAAAUAACAUAUGAUAUAUAUUUGCCAUCUGAUUUGGGAAUGCUUUAUAAAGUGAGGCUUGGUCUCCAGAGUUUGGAAAACAACAUAUCCCAGUUGUCUCUUCAUCACUUUAAAAUACAGAACACGUCAACCCUGGAUACCUUUAGUCUCACUAUAAAUAAAACACUUCCUCUUUCUCCUAAUGGAGACAGAUGGAUUGAAUUCCCUAUACAGUGGCCAUUAAAAGAAGCACUUUCUGUGGUUACAUAUCAUCUAACAGUAUUUUCAAGAAAUAUUUUGAAUGAGAGAAAUUUAGUGCAUAUGACUGCAUGUAUCUAUGGUACUCAUGGUGACACAGGAGACAGAUCUCUUCUCCAGUCAUUGCAGAAUGCACAACGGGGAGAGAAAAAUGAGUCAUUUCUAGUUAUGGUGGAUGCUGUUGACUUGGGAGAACUGGAAAAAAUUGUUCUUUUGAUCAGCAGUAAAACAGACUGCAAGCUGGACAUCAAAAAACUGCAUGUGCAAGAAGCUGUGAAGGAACAUCCUAUCUAUGUAUUUGAAAUGAAUGAAGAAUUCUCUGUGAGUGCAAAUAAGCCGAAAAUACAGAAAGAAAUCCCAAGAUCUUUUGUUAUUAGAGGAAAGAAUCAAAAGGAUGACAUAGAUAACAACCUGAAUAAAGAAGGAAGUAAAGUAAAACAUUUGACAGAGUAUACUAUUAAAGUGUACACAGGUGACAAAAGGGGAGCAGGAACUGAUGCCAAUGUGCAUAUUAUUUUAUUUGGGAAUGAGGACAAAUCUGAGGUAUUUCAACUCUCUCAGCCACUGGAGCACCAAAACCCCUUUGAAAGAGGAAAGGUUGAUACCUUCAAGAUUAAGACAAAAAAAUUAGGCAGCCUACGUUCAAUUGAAAUUGGCCAUGAUGGGAGAGGAUUUGCAAGGGGCUGGUUUCUAGAAAAAGUGGAAAUCACAGAUACAGCUAGGAAUUCAAUGUAUUGCUUCAACUGUAACAGGUGGCUUUCUGAAGAUGAAAAUGAUGGCCUCACCAUAGUACAGCUUUAUCCACAGCUGCUUGAUUUCUGAUUCUUUCUGAGUGUGAUGCUUCUUCAAAUCCAUGCUGAUUUAAUUUACUUGUCUUUUAUAACUCUGAAGGCAUUGUAAUUAUUGUGAAGAAAAGUCAAAACAAUGUAUUAAAAACAUCACAGUAAAUUAAAUAUGUUUAAUGCAAGCACAGAAUUCUGAUCUUAUUAUAGAUGCUCAAAAACUUUGCAUGACAGAAAUUUAGAUAUCAGAAAUUUAAAUCUCUAGCAUGGUUCUGUGGACUUGAACUGAGCAAACAUAAUUGUAGUGUGUAGUUACAUAUGUAGUAACAUACUCAAAUAUUUGUGUUUCAGUAAUGAUUUGUGGGUAAGCUAAAUUUAGCUCGUUUCAAAUCUGUCAGUAUGUGUUCAUUUGAUUAAUUUUUUUUCACUUUCAUCAUUUAUUAAAAUUCAGAUAUUUUCAAAAUCAUUUUCCAAACAAACUGCAAAACCCUUCAGUCUUACUAUAUAUGGCUUCUCUUAAGACUAUAACAGAGGGUAAUAAAUAUCUUGCUAUUCAGAAGUUUGCCCUGUGUCAGUAAGCUUCUCACUGACAUUUGAUUGUAAAAUCUUGUAGCUGAGCCAGAACCUCAGCUGAGAACAUUUAGAUCCAAAGGGUCUCUUAAGAGAGGCUGUUAUCAGUAACACUGCCAUAGCUUAGGCAGGCUUAGGCAGCUCCCUGCUCAGCUUGAUGAUUUUGCAGUGCCUCUCCUUAGCUAUCAAACCAGCUUUCCAGUACUACAUGUGUGAAUGCCUUCAUGUCAAAGAAAAACAAUAAAAAGGCCAAAUUAUUUUUUGCAAUGCACACUAAAAAUAAAAAAAAACCCCAAGUAUUUAGGUGUAAAUGCACAAAUUAAUGUUUGAUUUGGUAGGCUUUGAUAUUGCCAGAAUUGACUUAGGAAGGAUUUAGGAUACAGACAAGUCUGAAAUGUAAUCAGGACUUAUGCACCACUGAAGUUUCUUGUGUGUGAUCAAAAUACAAAUAUUUUAUAUAAGCUAUGUAAGGCAUUCCUCUCUUAAUCAAAGACUUCACCUUUUGUACCUCCAAUAUCUAAAAUCUUUCUGAAUAUCUGAAUUUUAGACUUGAUCCUCAAGACAAUACCAUGUUCUGU